AUGCCUUCGUAUCUCAUCACCGGCGCAUCCCGCGGACUCGGCUUCGAAUUCCUGCGCCAACUCUCCGCCGACCCUAAUAAUCUGGUCAUCGGCCUUGUGCGCAACAAGCCUGCUACCGAAGAGAAGGUAGCGGCCGAAUUCCCGGGACGGAACGUUCAUCUCGUGCAGGGUGAAUUGACGGAUUACGAGGCUCUUAAGAAUGCCGUCAGCGAGGUCGAGAAGAUAACACCCAGCCUGGACCAUCUCAUCGCCAACGCAGCACACGUAUCGUCCUGGUCAGCGUACGAUGGGAUCGGAGAUCUUGCAGCUAAAUCCCCCCAAGAGCUCAACAACGACAUCCUCGAAUCCAUCCGCGUCAACGUCCUCGGCAACAUCUCCCUCUUCUCGCUCUUCCUGCCGCUGGUCCAGAACGGCACAGCCAAGAAGAUAGUCACCAUCACGACGGGGAUGGCGGACCUCGAACUCAUCUCGGCGUUCGAUGUCGUUGCCGCAGCGCCGUAUUCGAUCAGCAAGGCGGCGAUGAAUGCGGCGUAUGCGAAAUUUAGUGCCCAGUAUCGGAAAGACGGGGUCUUGUUUAUGGGUGUGAGUCCGGGGUUGGUGGAUACGGGGAAUUAUGAGGCUACCCCCGAGCAACUAGCCGGGAUGCAGGAGAUGGUGAAGCAGUUCGCGACGUAUGCGCCGGGCUUCAAGGGCCCGAUUACUCCGGAAGAGUCGGUGGGAUUUGUUCUCGAGACGAUUCAUAGGGCGGAGAUCAGUAAGGGGUAUGCUGGGGCGUUUGUUUCGCAUUAUGGGAAUAAGCAGUGGCUUUGA
Aspergillus steynii IBT 23096 is the source of this 810-nucleotide messenger RNA. RefSeq names its product NAD(P)-binding protein. NCBI's taxonomy places the organism in Eukaryota, Fungi, Ascomycota, Eurotiomycetes, Eurotiales, Aspergillaceae. The record is from RefSeq and is a predicted model, not a curated record. Gene Ontology annotation, molecular function: oxidoreductase activity, acting on the CH-OH group of donors, NAD or NADP as acceptor. The coding region runs from base 1 to 810 and encodes 269 amino acids. The transcript has 5 exons.